AUGGUUCUGCCUGUCAAUUCCAUGUCAGAUUCAUUAGAUGAUACUAGUGAAGGUGUUGGAUUGGGUUGCUGUUUAGUAUUGUUUACAGAAUGGAAACAAGUCCUUGACUUUAUUGAUGAACUACCUGAAAUCUAUACAAAUGAGAGUAAAAGUGAAAAUUCAUAUGAAAAAUUCAAGUAUAUACUUACACAAUACACAGAACAACCUCAUUUAAUUGAUCCAUAUUUGUGUGAAAUACUGGGAAAAAUUUUAUCUAUUGUCCGUGAUACCUUAAAACCAUCACUACUAAAGCAUAAGGCAUUUCGUUAUUUGUUCUUAGUGGUCAGUGUUAGAGGUUAUAAAGUUGUUUUGCAAAAUUUACCACAUGAGGUUUCCGAUUUGGAAAAAGUUUUAAAAAUGUUAGAGGAACAAAAUGAAUCUGAUCAUGACUCUUGGGAAACUCGUUAUUGUCUUUUGUUAUGGCUAUCUAUUAUUGUUAUUAUACCAUUUGAUAUGCGGAAACUAGAUGGAACUAUUCAUAUAGAGUGUAAAACUACCUUACAAAGAUUAGUUGAUGUGGUCAUGACAUAUUUAAGUUCUGGUGAUGCUUGUAGAGAUAUGGCUACAGUUUUAGCAACCCGUUUGUUUACCCGAUCAGAUGUUAAGGAAUCCCACCUUCCAAUUUUUCUGGAUUGGGUUAAACUGAAAAUAUCAGAUGAAAAAGCAACUCGAUGGGAGAGGCUUGGUGCAAUGAGCAGCAUUGCUGCCAUUUUUAAAGCUGCCAGACGAGAAGAUGCUCAAAACUUUGUAGAAGAUAUUUUUGAAUGUCUAAAACUGUCAAAAUGUAAAAGUGAUACUUUGAGAUUGACUCGGAAAUAUUAUAUGAAAAUUGUACAAAGAGCUGGUUUGACAUUACUAAAAGUACGAAUCGCAGCAUGGCGUUACGAUCGUGGAACUAGGUCAUUAGAACAGAAUUUAUUAAGUACCGAACCUCAUCAAAUUGAAACCAAAUGUGUUCAAAUUGCUGAGGAAGAUGAUGAUGAAAUUUCUUCACUCUUGGAAGACAUUAUACAAGAAUUAAUAGAAGGAUUAAAAGAUACUGAUAUUAUUGUCAGAUAUUCGGCUGCUAAAGGAGUAGGUCGAAUAACUGGCCGUUUAUCAAAGACAUAUGGUAAUGAAGUAGUGAAUGCUGUGUUAAGUAUGUUGAGUCCUGAAGAAAAUGAUAAUGCAUGGCAUGGAGGAUGUUUAGCACUUGCUGAAUUGGGUCGUCGUGGUUUACUUCUCAGUGAAAAUUUACCUCUUGUUGUACCUGCUGUAAUAAAAGCUUUGGUGUAUGAUGAACCUAAGGGUUAUACAUCGGUUGGAUCACAUAUUAGAGAUGCAGCUUGUUAUGUUUGUUGGUCUUUUGCAAGAGCAUUUAGUACUGAUGACAUUCAGCCAUAUGUCGAAGAAAUUGCUGGUGCAUUAUUAGCAGUUGCUUGUUAUGACAGAGAGUUGACAUGCCGUAGAGCCGCUUCAGCAGCAUUUCAAGAGAAUGUUGGUCGUCAAGGUAAAUUUCCACAUGGAAUUGACAUUGUGACAGCAGCUGAUUAUUUUUCAGUUGGUAUGCGUAAUAAUGCAUAUUUAGAAGUGAGCAUUUUUAUAGCACAAUAUAAAGAGUAUGAUAAACUUCUGAUCAGACAUCUGUUAGAAAAGAAAGUAGUGCAUUGGGACACAUCAAUACGUGAAUUGGCUGCAAUGGCUUUGGGAAGACUUGUAGAAUUAAAACCAUCAAAAGCUAAAGAAUCAAUAUUCCCAGAGUUACUAUUAUUAACGGAAACAUCAAACAUUAACAAACGACACGGAGGUGUUAUGGCUAUUGGAGAAGUAUUACAUGGAAUAUCUAAGACUCUUGAUCCUAACGUCGAGUUAGGAGAAGAACUGUUAGAGAAAAUAAUUAAUCUUGUUCUCAAUUUGAAAAAUCAUGGAAAAUUAAAAGGCAUCAGUAGUGAAUUAGUAAAAAUGGCAUGUUGUCACCUUAUUAAACUCAUAUCAACAAGUAACAUAAUUGUUAAAGACAAACAAAUUAUAGAUGAAUGGAGAUUAUUGUUGGAGGAUUGCUUGUCAAAUGAAAUGUUAGAUUUACGAAACAAAGCUGCACAAGCCAUUUGCCCUUUAUUUGAAAAAUAUUAUAUCCCCGAUUCAUCUGAUACUGGCACUAUAAUAAAUACAUAUGUACAAAAACUGUCUUCAAAUCACAUGAUGGAACGUAUUGGUUUUAGCCUAGCAUUGGGAUCAUUACCUUCUUCAUUUAUGAAUGCUUAUAUUGUAUUGAUACUAAAAGGUCUCAUAGACUGUACCAAAAUAACUCGACUAACAAUCAAGUGGGCUGAAUCUCGAAAAGAUGCUGUAAUUGCUAUAACAAAAAUUUGGACCAAACUGAUUUCUACACCUUGCUACGUGGAUAAUUGUAUAGAACAUUCAAAUGCAGUAUUACGUUGUUUAUUAGACUGUGCUUUAGAAUAUACUAUGGAUCAUCGAGGUGAUGUUGGUGUUUGGGUAAGAGAAGCCGCCAUCAAUAGUUUAGAGGUAGUUGUAUUGGAUUUAACUGAUAUUCAGCCAAACAUACUAGAUGAAAAUACAAUCAAACAAAUUAUGUGUGCUCUAGUAAGACAAGGUGUUGAUCGAAUAGAUAAAAUUCGAGGACUUUCAUGUAUGGUCAUAACAAAUUUGCUGCACAGGAAAAAAAAUAUUGUUCCAAAUAUUGCCCAUCGAAACGAACUUGAAAGAUUGUUUAGAAAAAAAGAUUCAUUUAACUGGUUCACAGAAUCUGACUCAUUUUCUGUAAUGGUGAAAUUUCUAAGUAUGCCUGAAUACAAGUACCCUGUGUUGGUUGGUCUAUUAGUUUGUAUUGGUGGUGUUUCAGAAAGCCUAGUAAAAGAAGCUUGUCACAAUUUCACUAAGCACAUGAAAUCUGUUCCUGAUGACGAAUUUGAAAAUUUGUGCACUGACAUUAUUGCUGUAUGGGGUGGUAAAGUAGCUGAAGUUGAUGCUGAUGAACGAAUUCAUCAGUGUAUAUUGAUGUCUAUUGAACGACUAGCUACAGCUGGUGCUUUUAAGGAUCAAUUUGAACGUACUGAGUCAGAAUUUGCCGCUAAUAUACUAACACUUGUAAAAAAAGAAGCUGUUUCUUCUAAAGGAGGUUCAACUAAAUUAACGUCAUGUGUUGAAUUACUUUGUCAUAUAAUACAAGUUCCUGGACAAGUUGGAAUACGCUCAAUGACCCAACUAUCAAUAUUUUUAGCACAUAGAUUUGCAUGGUUACGAAAAGUGGUAGCAGCUCGGCUAGUAGAGGUCUUAAUUGUGUAUUCGGAUAGGUUCGGUGUAUCAGAUGAAAAUAUAAACAAAGUUGUUGAAUUACUUGAAGAAUUUGAUUGGCAAGAAUCUAGUGUAGAAAAAGUAAGAGCAGAGCGAAACAAAAUUUGUGGUCUUCUCAAUGUACCCAUUCCAAAAGUUGUUGUAAAAACUAAUAAUUUGCACUGA
Messenger RNA from Macrosiphum euphorbiae (potato aphid), 3501 nucleotides. Lineage: Eukaryota; Metazoa; Arthropoda; Insecta; Hemiptera; Aphididae. The record is from the annotation of a GenBank genome assembly.